CCUAAUUUCCAAUACACCACAAAGUGAGAGUAUAAGAGAGAGAAAGAAAAAAAAAAAAAAGAAAAAAAAAUCGAAGAAGAGAAAUGAAAUUUACAGAUUCUCCGGUGAUCGAUCUGACGGUGAACGGAACAAAACUCUCAAUCCAACAAGACAAUGGCUCGAUGCACGUCGGUACAUCCGUAUGGCCAUGCUCACUAAUCCUCUCCAAAUUCGCCGAGCGAUGGUCCACACUAGACUCAUCAUCAUCAACAUCUCCAAAUCCAUACGCUGAACUCUUCGAUUUCCGCCGCCGUCGCGGUGUCGAGCUAGGAACCGGAUGCGGAGUCGCCGGUAUGGCUUUUCACCUACUAGGUCUAACGGAGAUCGUGCUAACAGACAUCGCACCAGUCAUGCCGGCGCUAAAACACAAUCUGAAACGGAACAAAGCGGCGCUAGGUAAAUCUCUGAAAACCUCGGUUGUUUACUGGAACAAUAGAGACCAGAUCUCGGCGUUGAAUCCGCCGUUCGAUCUCGUGAUCGCGGCGGAUGUUGUGUAUAUCGAGGAAUCUGUAGGGCAGUUAGUGACGGCGAUGGAGUCGCUGUUGGCGGAUGAUGGUGCGGUGUUGUUAGGGUACCAGAUUAGGUCUCCUGAAGCUGAUAAGCUGUUUUGGGAGAUGUGCGACGUCGUUUUCAGGAUUGAGAAGGUUCCUCAUGAGCAUCUUCAUCAUGAGUAUGCUUAUGAGGAAACUGAUGUUUACAUCUUUAGGAAGAAGGCUAAGAAAGUGACUGAAGAAGCUGAAUCAGAAUCAGAAUCAUGAAGCUAGUUUUAGAGUUUCUAUGUAAUGUUGUGUUGUUGUUGUUACAAUGAAAUGUAAUUUGUUUCUUUGCUAUAGAAAGAAAGAUUUUUGAAUUAUCUCU
Messenger RNA from Camelina sativa (false flax), 897 nucleotides. RefSeq lists its product as uncharacterized. The record is from RefSeq and is a predicted model, not a curated record. NCBI's taxonomy places the organism in Eukaryota, Viridiplantae, Streptophyta, Magnoliopsida, Brassicales, Brassicaceae.